This is a messenger RNA of Fragaria vesca subsp. vesca, 1989 nucleotides long. Its product is annotated as glucan endo-1,3-beta-glucosidase 5-like. Lineage: Eukaryota; Viridiplantae; Streptophyta; Magnoliopsida; Rosales; Rosaceae. The coding region runs from base 374 to 1822 and encodes 482 amino acids. Gene Ontology annotation, molecular function: hydrolase activity, hydrolyzing O-glycosyl compounds. Gene Ontology annotation, cellular component: plasma membrane. Gene Ontology annotation, biological process: carbohydrate metabolic process. The transcript is spliced from 2 exons. The record is from RefSeq and is a predicted model, not a curated record.
AAACCCUGUCGUAUUUAGUAACUUGUAUCCCAUAGCUAGAAAUCAUCAACUUACUAAUUUCUUUGACCAUUUAGUUGAAUAAAGUUUUGUUCUUUGUGCCAAACCAACUUGAUCUUCUUUAAAUCCUUCUUUCUCUCUCUCUUUCCAAACUUUGGGCAUGGAAGCUUGUGCUUCAUUUGUGAACAUCAACUCCAUUAUUUAGCAUAUCAAUCCUCUUCUGGGUCUGACCCUUUAUGCUUUACUUGUUCUUGUAAUAUAUAUUCCCAGAUUUAGUUCCUGAAAGAAUCCAACUUUAGCUUCAAAGUUCAAACCCAUCUCUCAAAUCCAGCCUUUUGCUUUCUAAAUCAACUCUAGUUUUUAGCUAAAGGGUUUUAUGGGGUUAUUUAGAGGCUUGGUUGUGGCUUUACUUUGCUUCAAUGUCUUGGUGGGUUUUGUGUUUGGGAUUGGAGUCAACUGGGGAACUCAAGAUACACAUGCAAUCCCUCCGGCUUCGGUUGUGAAGAUGAUCAAGGAUAAUGGGAUUCAGAAGGUUAAGCUUUUUGAUGCAGAUUAUAAUAUCUUGAAUGCUCUGAGCAAGUCUGGGCUUCAGGUCAUGGUGGGAAUACCCAAUGAGAUGCUUUCUGGUUUGGCUAAUAGUGUGGCUGCAGCUGAGAAUUGGGUCUCCAAGAAUGUCUCAUCAUAUGUCUCCAAUGGCGUAGAUAUUAGGUAUGCUGCAGUGGGCAAUGAACCGCUCUUGUCAGCAUUCAAUGGAAGCUUUCUUACAACACUAUUUCCCGCUCUGAAGAACAUCCAGUCAGCUCUUAUAAAAGCCGGUCUGAGCAAUCAGGUUAAGGUCACUAUUCCCCUCAACGCUGACGUCUAUGACAGUGGCACUUCUACUAAACCUUCUGAUGGUGACUUCCGGGCAGAUACAAAGGACCUCAUGCUGAACAUUGUCCAAUUCUUGAGUGACAAUGGUGCUGCAUUCACUGUCAAUAUCUAUCCUUUCAUAAGUCUCUAUAAUAAUCCCGGUUUCCCUGCGGACUAUGCCUUCUUUGACGGAUUCUCAAGUCCCAUUGAUGACAAUGGGAAAAUCUAUCAGAAUGUGUUUGAUGCAAACCAUGAUACACUAGUAUGGGCACUAGCAAAGAAUGGAUUCGGUAACUUGUCUAUAAUCGUUGGAGAGAUUGGUUGGCCUACUGAUGGGGACCAGAAUGCAAAUUUGCAGUUAGCCCAGCGGUUCAACCAGGGUUUCAUGACCAGGAUCAAGAACAAUGUAGGCACUCCCAUGAGACCUGGCCCUGUAGAUGCUUACUUAUUCAGCCUUGUUGAUGAAGAUGCCAAGAGCAUUCAGCCAGGUAACUUUGAACGCCAUUGGGGGUUGUUCUACUUUGAUGGAACACCCAAGUAUCAGCUCAGUUUGGGUACCGCAAAUGCGUUAGUAGGAGCAAGUGGUGUAAAAUAUCUGGCUAAGAAAUGGUGCGUUCUGUCACCAUCAGCUAAUCUUGAUGAUCCUGAAGUUCCUCUAAGUGUGAGCUACGCUUGUGCAAAUGCUGAUUGCACAAGUCUUGGAUAUGGGACUUCAUGUGGAAACUUAGACAUCAGAGGAAACAUUUCUUAUGCAUUUAACAGUUACUAUCAGAUCCAUGAUCAGCUGGACACUGCCUGCAGGUUUCCAAAUCUUUCAACUGUCACCAACUCCGAUCCAUCAACUGGAGACUGCAAAUUUAGGAUCAUGAUUGAACCGUCCGAGUAUAGUUCAAGUAGUGUAAACGUCCGAGCUGGGGCUCUGGGAAAGCCUCUUUGUUUGAUUUUGGUUGUGUUGCUGUAUGCAUUUCUGUGAUUUUGUGGGGCUUUUUGUACAUUAGUGAUUUCAAGUAAUAUAUUCACUGCUUGAUCUUUUUAGUCUUUGUAGAACUUCUCAGCAUAGUUGGAAGGGUCAGCAAUAGUGCUUAUGCUUGUAAUGAACACAUUAUUAGCUUGCACAGGCACUCCAAGUCACUUGAACCA